AUGGCAGUGAACGGACCCCUCCCCGACGAUUUCAUGCGCCUCCCCAGCGAUUUUUUAAUGCCCAUAAAGCCUGUUAACUCUACAAGUUUUGCCGUGCUAGAUCAAACAAAACUUCCUUUGGAAAUUGUGUAUGAAAAUGUUUCGAACGUGAAGGGUGGUUGUGAUGCUAUCAAGACAAUGAAGGUUCGCGGUGCGCCUGCCAUUGCUACUGUCGCUCUGAGAACGGUCAGUUGCGAGUUGCAAGCCUUCGCAAAACAUCAUGAAACCAUGCAAAGUAGUGAUAUUGAAGGAUUAAUAAAUUCUGUGGCGCAGCAAUUGAUUGCCUGCCGUCCAACAGCUAUAGAUUUAAUGAAUGCUAUGAGCCAAGUGUGCAAAGCAGCGACAUAUGGCGCGACUGCAAUCGACAAAGUUGCCAAAAUACAGGAGGUCAUCGACUCUCUGUUAGAUGCUGAAAUUGAACAGAACCGAGUGUUGGUCUGGAAUGGCUACCAAGAAGUUCUCUCUACUAAACCGGAAGGGCAUCAAUUCACUAUUAUGACUAUUUGCAACACUGGAACGUUGGCUACUUCGUCCUGGGGAACUGCUUUAGGUGUCAUAUAUGCCUUGUUCCGAAACAACAAAUUGAAAAUGGUUUACGCUCUCGAAACAAGACCGUACUAUCAAGGAUUACGUUUGACUGCUACGGAGCUUUCUUCGUUCGGAGUACCUUUCAAGGUUAUUCCCGAUGGGGCUGCUGCAUCUGCCAUGAGGAAGUUCAAAGUUGAUGCCGUUUUAACAGGGGUGGAUCAAGUAACUUUGAACGGUGACUUUGCCAAUAAAAUAGGAACUUAUGCUUUAUCGAUUGCUGCAAAAGAACAUGGCAUUCCUUUCUAUCCUGUGGUUCCGAGAACAUCUGUCAAUCUCAAUAGGUAUAAUGGAGAUGAGAUUGUUAUAGAAGAAAGACCCAGCAAGGAAAUGCUUGCUCAGAAAGAUGUUUAUAUCGCCCCAGCUGAAACGCCUGUGUGGAACCCUGCCUUUGAUGUAACUCCAGCUCCUUUGAUCACGAAAUUCAUUACUGAUUUUGGUAACUUCAAGCCCGAGGAGAUCAAAGAGGCUGUUAAGAUAUUGAAAGAUUAG
Auanema sp. JU1783 is the source of this 1116-nucleotide messenger RNA. NCBI's taxonomy places the organism in Eukaryota, Metazoa, Nematoda, Chromadorea, Rhabditida, Rhabditidae. The record is from the annotation of a GenBank genome assembly.